Molecule: messenger RNA, 1099 nt
Organism: Prunus dulcis (almond)
Lineage: Eukaryota; Viridiplantae; Streptophyta; Magnoliopsida; Rosales; Rosaceae
Product: nicotinamide/nicotinic acid mononucleotide adenylyltransferase-like
Exons: 4
Coding region: 135-464 (109 amino acids)
Biological process (GO): NAD+ biosynthetic process
Molecular function (GO): nicotinate-nucleotide adenylyltransferase activity; nicotinamide-nucleotide adenylyltransferase activity
Source: RefSeq, a predicted model, not a curated record
UAUUUCCUGUUAAGGACUGUGCUUAAUCAAUUUGAUGCAUGAUGUCUGAACCUGGUUCACAGUUCUACUUUAUCAUUGUUAAUUUGGGGGCAAUAUGAUUGACUUCUGUCCUCUUGAUAGAAUCCCUUAAGUGCAUGCUUGUGUGUGGCUCUGAUCUACUCCACUCUUUUGGCAUUCCUGGAAUUUGGAUUGCUGAGCAGGUCAGAGGCAUAUGCAGAGAUUAUGGGCUGGUUUGCAUUCGCAGGGAAGGACAAGAUGUUGAUAAAAUUAUCUCAAAUGAUGAAAUUUUGAAAGAGAACAGGGGUAACAUAAGAAUCGUGGAUGAACUUGUACCGAACCAAAUAAGUUCAACGAGAAUAAGGGAUUGCAUUUCAAGAGGAUUGUCAAUAAAAUAUCUGACUGCAGAUGAAGUAAUUGAUUACAUUAGAGAACAUCAGCUGUACUUGAACUCAAAUGACAUGUGAUGAAGAUGAUCAUCAACAGAAAGAUCUUCCUCAUUUUCUUCCAUCUCAAAUACUUCAAAAUAAGUUGAUCAUCAUUCAUCCUAAGCUCAUUAAGAAAAUAAUCUCAAAACCGUUUUUUAGCAAAUGCAUAAUUUGGUAUGUGUAAUAGAUCAAAGAAACUAACUUAGUUUAUACUCAAAUACAUAAUAGAAUCUAUAGAUACAGAUACAGAUCUUCUCUAACAUGUGCUAAGACUGUAGAUGACCUUUUCUUUGCUAAGGUUGCCGAGCCAUCAGCGGUAGUUGAUGGGCUUAAAAAGGUAGAAUUCAACGAUGUGGUGUUGAAUGUUGAAGAUGUGAUAACACAAUUUGGAUGUGCAUGGCUCAUGAGCAUGUGAAUCUGACAACUGAAGCUGAUAGUUGAAGUCAAAGCUUCACAUGGGCUUUUUUGUCUUACCAUUUUGUACACUCUGAAAUUUACUCCGACAGAGACCAAUAGGGGUGGCUCAACCUUUGGCUCAAUUUUCUUAGGGUAGUGCUUAGGCUAUAAUAUGAGUAGAAAUUAUGUGUGCAGGAUGUUCGUCCUUUUUUAAAAGACAAAUUGUAUUUGAUGCUGUUGAUGUGUAUCGAUAAGACGUCAAUAUAUUUUAUUCUUGA